UCAGGCCCCGGGGAGGAGAUGUGUGCGUGGUGCGGGGGGAGGGGCAGGAACAUCGCAUCAUCUAACAGGUUGGUCGGGCUGGGAGGCGUCCCGCCCUCCUGGAGCUAAUGAGCACUGUAGGACAGGUGUUUGCUCCUCAGUCCCCAGCCUGCCCUGCCUGAGACCAGAGCCAGCUGCCUGCCACCCCUCAAAGGCUCAUUCACACACACACACCCGUGCCCUCCCGCGUCCCGGGCCCGGGGGCCGCGAUGGCCUGCCGCUCCUGCGUCGUUGGCUUCAGCAGCCUUAGCAGCUGUGAGGUGACCCCUGCGGGCGGCCCCCGGCCUGGGACCUCGGGAUGGGGCAUCUGCGGGACCCCGGGGCCAGGCUUCAGCUCCCGCAGCCUCACAGGCUGUGAGGCGGCUGGCACCAUUGCCAAGGUAACCGUGAACCCCAGCCUACUAGUGCCCCUGGAUCUCAAAGUGGACCCAGCCAUCCAGCAGCAGAAGAACCAAGAGAAGGAGGAGAUGAAGGUCCUCAAUGAUAAGUUUGCCUCCCUGAUUGGCAAGGUGCAGGCCCUGGAGCAGCGCAACCAGCUGCUGGAGACCCGCUGGCACUUCCUGCAAGGCCAGGACUCUGGCACCUUCGACCUCGGGCACCUCUACGAGGGGUACCAAGCACGGCUGCAGGAGGAGCUACGCAAAGUGAACCAGGAGCGGGGACAGCUGGAGGCCAGCCUGCUGCAGGUGCUCCAGAAGGUCGAGGAGUUUCGAAUCAGGUAUGAGGAGGAGAUCUCCAAGCGCACAGACAUGGAAUUCACCUUCGUCCAGCUAAAGAAGGACCUGGAUGCGGAGUGUCUCCGUCGGACUGAACUGGAAACCAAGUUAAAAGGCUUGCAGAGCUUCGUGGAGCUGAUGAAAAACAUCUAUGAGCAGGAGCUGAAGGACCUGGCAGCCCAAGUGAAGGACGUUUCGGUGACCGUGGGCAUGGACAGCCGCUGCCACAUCGACCUGAGCGGCAUUGUGGAGGAGGUGAAGGUGCAGUAUGACGCCAUCGCGGCCCGCAGCCUGGAGGAAGCUGAGGCCUACUCCCGGAGACAGCUGGAGGAGCGGGCUGCCUGCUCAGCUGAGUUUGGGAACAGCCUCCAGAGCAGCCGCAGUGAGAUCGCUGACCUCAACGUUCACAUCCAGAAGCUUCGAUCCCAGAUCCUCUCCAUCAAGAGCCAUUGCCUGAAGCUGGAGGAGAACAUCAAGGCGGCGGAGGAGCAGGGAGAGCUGGCCUUCCAGGACGCCAAAGCCAAGCUGGCCCAGCUGGAGGAUGCCCUGCAGCAGGCCAAGAAGGACAUGGCCCGGCAGCUGCGCGAGUACCAGGAGCUCAUGAACACCAAGCUGGCCCUGGACAUCGAGAUCGCCACCUACCGCAAGCUGGUGGAGGGCGAGGAGAGCCGAAUGGACUUGCCUUCAGCCUCCAUGGUCAGCGUGGUGCAGUCCAGAUCCAGAACCGCCGCCUCCAAGCCCAGCCUUUCGAGAGCGCCCUCCCGGAAAAAGAAGAACAGAAAAGGCCCUGUGAUCAAAAUCACCGAAAUGUCCGAGAAGUUCCUGUUGCAGGAGUCAGAGGUGUCAGAGUAAGGCAGCUGGAGCCCAGGAGCCUAGGUCACUCCCCUGCAGCUGGAGGGACUUCAGCGGGACCCAAGCAAGCAGCUUGGAGCCUCUGGGUUGGGCGGGGAGGCAAACCUGAUCCUGAACUGAAAGGGGGAGCGUUCAAAACCAGGACUGCUUUUCUGUGGGUGGCCGAGGGUGCUACAGGACUGUCACCAGCUAUUAAGAAUCACACCACUCCAUCUCAAUAUUUCAGUCCUACCCUUCCAGCCUUCUGGCCAGAGGUCUUCUGACUGGAGAAACUGGAACUGGGGAUCAGUUUUUUCUCUACCUCCUUUCUCUUCUGAGGCUCUUCCCCAAACAGAGGGCUCUGACCAAGGAACCUUCGACGCUUUUCGCCCAACCCUUGCCCUAAACUCCGAUAUCAAGCCUUACCUUGCCUCUGACUCAGGACCGAGGCUGGUGCCCUCGCUCACCCAGCCCCAGCCAGCCAUGGAUCAGGGGCCGAGGAGGACGACCUGGGCACCCUCCCCCUAUCUGCAGCUCCUGGGGAGGC
Lontra canadensis (Northern American river otter) is the source of this 2133-nucleotide messenger RNA. It is a transcript of the gene KRT80, whose product is annotated as keratin 80. The transcript has 9 exons. Lineage: Eukaryota; Metazoa; Chordata; Mammalia; Carnivora; Mustelidae. Bases 249 to 1607 code for a protein of 452 amino acids. Gene Ontology annotation, cellular component: keratin filament. The record is from RefSeq and is a predicted model, not a curated record. Gene Ontology annotation, biological process: intermediate filament organization; keratinization. Gene Ontology annotation, molecular function: structural constituent of skin epidermis.